GUGCGACUGCGCACAGUCUAAUCCGCGGAAGGAAGAGAAUUGCGCAUGCGCGCCUGUCUCCCGGGACGCUAGAGCAGGCGAUACCCUGGCUGCUCCGGUAGGUUUGGCGUGCGCGGGUUUCUGCAGAUCUAGGGCGAGCUUGCACGUUACAUCACCGAUGCAUCUCUUCUUGCUUGCUUAAUUUGCCAACACUUAGGCCUUUCUUGCAGAAUUCGCCAUAUACUCCUUAAGGGCCGCGGAAUCGGAGCAACCUUGUUGACUGAUUGGCAAACUCUCGGCAGAUGUGCGUGCACUGGUUGGAUGCAGUGGUUGUAGGCGAUUUAAUUUUUCCCAGCUGUGCAGCGACUGUUGGCCCUGUUAGCGUCCCAGAACGGAUCUCCCCAGCCUCGACUGGAAGCUGAGGGACAAAAAUUCAUAAAAGCAAUUACUCUUUCCCGGCGAGGCUUCUAGAAGAGCAAGAACAGCGAUAUAAUUACACCUGCAGGCAUAUAAAGAUUGAUCUGUCCGUUUUUCCCUUACAGUCGUGGCCUGUUAGCGUUCCUGUGUUUUUCAGUGCCAGAAUGAGUGACCGCUAUUUAGAACAAAGGAUCAGUAUCAAAUUUUGCGUGAAAUUGAACAAGUCUGCAAGUGAGACCCACCAUCUUUUAAAAGAAGCUUAUGGGGAAGAAGUCAUGUCAAGGGCCAGAGUUUUUGACUGGCACAAAAGGUUUAAAGAAGGACGGGAAGAUGUUCGAGAUGAUGCCAGAAGUGGGCGUCCGGUCACCCACCGAACAGAUGACAAUAUCCAGAAGGUCAAGGACUUGGUUUGUUCAAACAGGCAGUUAACCGUGAGGAUGAUGGCCGAAGAGUUAAAUUUAGACAAAGAAACUGUUAGGCUCAUUUUGAAAGAAAACUUGAACAUGAGGAAGGUUUCUGCAAAAGUUAUUUCGGGUGUUUUGAAGGGUGAGCCUAAACCACGAAAACUUGACUUUCAGUCCAAUCUUUCAAAGGAAACUAGGAAAAAAAGCUCAUGUUUGAGGAAAAAGGUAACAGGUUCUGAAACAUGGAGUUAUCUCCAGGGUGAGGCUGAUGGGGAAAUGCCCCUGUCCGUAUCCCAUCCCAGAGUCCACUACCCUGCCAGCCAGCUUCUGCAGGCGUCAUCUUCAACAAGCCUUCCCCCCAGGGUAGCUGAGGAUUGGUUCACCCCAUGGUGAGAGGAAUGUGAGUUAGCUGAACCAGAACUAGGGUGCUGCCUCACUGUUAGGCACCUUCUUUGGCUGCUCACCUAUUUUUCAGUCUUCACUACUCCUCCCUAUGUACCAUGGCCCUCCUCAUUACUCUUUGCUGGACUAUUGGACCAUUUUCCUUGCUGUUCUUCAUAACUGAAAAACUUCUGGCUGUUCCCUUCUGGUAUUUGCUUGUUCUUGAUUUCUUUUGCUCAACAAGUUUGGAUUUCUUCUCUGCCCAGACCUUAGCUGUUGUGGCUGUCCUGUUCCUUUGUUCUCAACAUUCUGCCUCAGAGGAUCAUGCCAGUGAGAAGAGAGGAACAGGAGCUCCUGGAAUCUGUAUCUCUGUGCCCAGGGAGGCAUGCUCUUCUGGGAGGACCCCAAAAGAAGGCUUACAGUUUCAGCCUGCUUCGCAGUCAGGGCCUGAGGUAUGGUACAUAAUGCAGUGGCAUGCUGGUGUUACUGAACAGUGCUGGGCCUAGGGGCUGAUCUGGUCCGGAUGACUCAGUGGGCGCCCCUUAGGAAUCGGGGUUGGCCACCAAUACUGAUCUUCUCACAGGCCUACAUCUCACAGAAGAGCUGGGUUUGUUUCAUUCUAGUCCUAUUCUUUGGAUCUCCACUCAUUUGGGUAUCUCCUCUGUUGGAAGAUGAGUAUCUGGUCCUAGAAAAUAGAAACCCAGGGACCCAGCCCUAGGCCGUGAUGUGUGGAGAGGAAGACCAAGUGGCUCUCUAGUCCCUGAAUUAAGGGAAUCUGCUGCCUACGUGUGGAUUCCCACACAGCAGCCUGUUUUUAGUAACUAAUGCCUAUAGUUUUGAGAACUUGCUGUUUUUAGAACACUGCUGGGCAUUGACAAUGUGAAAGUUAUGAACAAGAUCUCCAAGGGCUGAUGAGCUUCAUGGAUGAGAUGGUUCUUGAACUGGACCCAUGAGGAUGGGUGAGACGGGGCUGUGACAUUACGGAAAGCUUCCAGGGCAGGUGGAACAGCAUGAGGCUUCCAACCUGCAUCGGUAGAAAAUGACACUGGCCAGAUGCAGUGAAUCACGCCUGUAAUCCCAGCACUUUGGGAGGCUGAGGCAGGCAGAGCACAAGGUCAAGAGAUCGAGACCAUCCUGGCCAACAUGGUGAAACCCCGUCUCUACUAAAAAUAUAAAAAUUAGCUGGGUGUGGUGGUGCGUGCCUGUAGUCCCACCUACUCAGGAGGCUGAGGCAGGAGAAUCGCUUGAACCCGGAAGGCAGAGGUUGCAGUGAGCCAAGAUUGUGCCACUGCACUCCAACCUGGUGACAUAGCUAGACUGUCUCAAAAAAAAAAAAGAAAAAAGGAAAAAUGAUGACACUAUUGGCUAAAAUAACAAAGUUCAAAGAGGAAGAUAAUGGUGUUGCAGCAGAUGAACAAUUUGGGAUAAUUUGCUUCCUCUCCUAUACCUCCAACUCUAUGCCAGUUGUUAUUAAAUUGCUUCCCCUGAGUCUGUGAAUAGGUUUGUAACAACUAAUUUGAUAUGUGAUUUUCCAUUUGGACUCCGACAAGUAGUUUCUGCAAAUUCAAACUCUGUGUCUUCUCUUCCUGCCUCUGCCAGAUUUAUGGAAUGCAACUUUUCCCAAGUGGGUUCCAAGUAAUACCACAUAGACUAGAAACAUUCAGGGGGCAGGGGUUUGGUAAUAGCGUUUCAGAGAAUUGGCCAGUCUCUGUUUUACUCAAGGAUUUUUACAUAUAACAGCUCCUCUUAGACAAUAUUGCUUGAUAGUAGAGGCACAACACUCAUUCAUCACAGUUACUUUUAGUGCUGUUCCUUCACUUUCUCUACUCACCUCCAAAAAUUACAAGUUCCUCAUUAACACCUGUUUUUGUUUUGUUUUGUUUUUUGAGACGGAGUCUUGCUCUGCUGCCCAGGCUGGAGUGCAGUGGCACGAUCUUGGCUCACUACAACCUCUGCGUCCCGGGUUCAAGUGUUUCUCCUGCCUCAGCCUCCCGAGUAGCUAGGAUUACAGGUGCACGCUGCUACACUCAGCUAUUUUUUUGUAUUUUUUGUAGAGGCGGAGUUUCACCAUGUUGGCCAGGCUGGUCUCGAACUUCUGACCUCAGGUGAUCCACCUGCCUCGGCCUCCCAAAGUGCUAGGAUUACAGGCGUGAGCUACUGCGCUGGAUCAACACCUGUUAGUUUUGAGGCACUUUGAAAGCUAGACCUUGUCCCAUGAAGACGAGAUACUGUGUAAGAAAACUCCUAAACCAAGCAACAGCUUAUAGAUCUCCAGCUCCUUAACAGUUUCUAGACGUUCCAUUUUAGGACCAUUAAGUCUUCCUACAUCAGAUGCAGCUCUAGGUUGCCCACAAGCACUUGGCACCGGGGACACUGCACUUUAGGAACAAAGUCCCCACCACUAGUUCUUGCAGCUUUGUUGCUGAACCUCAUAUUAAUCCUUGCUGAGGCCCACCCAGUGGUAAUUGUUACAGAUUUAUAUGCUCCUGGACCCAGGCCAGGAUCCUACAACCAUACCUACAGGAGUUGUUUCUAACCUGUUAUAAAACAGAGGUCCUGAGACAACUUACUUCUGGAUUUUAUUCCAGUCCUAUGAACACGGCUGGUGUGACUGUGCCAAUGAUGCUGGACCAAGACCUUUGGUGGAGUGUAGAGUACCAGAAGCUAUGGUUUAGACACAGCAGCCAGAAGCAGGUAAUUAGGAGUGUGAAUUCAAAUGGUUCCAGUUGGCUAUAAUGAAAAGGACUUAUCCAGAGCAAAACAUUCACAUUUGGCUGCUCAGAAUCUCUAAACCCAAGGGUAGAGCAUGAUCUAGGCAUCCCCAAAUAGGAAAGUUCUUAUAUGAGUACUUCUAAUGUGCCCACCCACCAAAUCUAUUUUAUUACUGAUCCACAUUUUGCCCUGGCCUGCACCUUGCUGCCUAGGCCUCUUGAGCUCCUGGUCCGGUAGUCUCACACAUCCAGCUAUGUGUCUGUCGCACCCCAGACUCUUGUCCUUGGCUGUUUUCAGACACCUCUCAGUUUAUUCUCCACCAUUUUGCUCUUACUCCUCUCUUUCCUUGUUGCUUUGUUUUCUGGUCCUGGGUCACAUCUUCAGUAGCUGCUUUUGGUCACUUUGGUGUGCUGAUCCUUGAAUUGACUUUUGGGUCAUGGUUUUCCACUUAACUUACAACUCUUCUCUCUGAUUUUUUGGAUCCUUCUUUCAGCUCCCUGUGUCAGCUGCUGAGUAAGGAAAUUUGUCUGCUCCAGCCCUGGCCCCGGGUUGCCUUCCUGUCUUCAAGAAGCAGGGUGGGGUGACAUGGGGGAAUUAUUUAUUUAUUUUGUUUUUUCUAAGGGACAUGGGCACCUUAGCCACCCUCAGUUGCACUCCCCAGAGGCAUCCAGUGUCACCAGUUUCUCAAGGAGGCAAUAUGGUUACCUCUAAAGUAGCAAGAGUCAUGAAACUUUUUCAGAGCUAUAACAUCCAAAGCCCAUUCUCCUAGCAGCUGUAUUUUCCCUGGCAGGAGAAGCUCCACCUAACCACAGGAGAUCAAGCCUGGCUUUCUGUGGGAUGUCAGUAGGAGAGCUGGCCAUCUGCAAGCUUUCUGAAGCUUAACACCAUCGGUCAAUGACUCUGUUCGGCUUUCAGGUUGAUCUUUAUCCCCGCCCCCACGUUCAUUCUAAUUCAAAGUCCACAAGGAAUGUUUUAUGCCACAGUUGAGAGUCUAAGAGGAAUACAUGCCUUCCGGGGCAGAUCAUCCUAACACUGAUUUUAUGCAAUUCUCCCCUUCCAUCACCCCACCCUACCUUGCUUCAUUUGCCCCACUAGUAAUGAUCAAAAAGAGAAAGAAUAAAAUGUUCACCAAAUCUGUGACUUAGAAAAACUUGUGGAGGGUUCUGCUCUCUUCUGAAUUCUGAUCCUCACUGAGUCCUCAUUGAAGUGUUAUCAUUUGGGGAAAAAUGUUUACCUGGGGCCUCCUUCCCAGAACCUUUUUUUCAGAUCAAUUUUUUCGUCAAAGUCUAGACUUGCCUUUGGAAAUGCCUGGAUAAAUCUGGAUGCUAAAUGACUUGAGGACACCUGAUAAAGGAAUGGGGUACUAUUGGGAAA
This is a messenger RNA of Mandrillus leucophaeus (drill), 5267 nucleotides long. RefSeq lists its product as uncharacterized. The record is from RefSeq and is a predicted model, not a curated record. Bases 561 to 1193 code for a protein of 210 amino acids. Lineage: Eukaryota; Metazoa; Chordata; Mammalia; Primates; Cercopithecidae. The transcript has a single exon.